Caenorhabditis remanei is the source of this 855-nucleotide messenger RNA. RefSeq lists its product as uncharacterized. The record is from RefSeq and is a predicted model, not a curated record. The transcript is spliced from 7 exons. Lineage: Eukaryota; Metazoa; Nematoda; Chromadorea; Rhabditida; Rhabditidae. Bases 1 to 855 code for a protein of 284 amino acids.
AUGGUAGUGACAUGGGGAAAACCACUGCGAGAACCUGGAUUGACUAUGUUCAAUAUAACAUGGAAAGAAUGUAUUCAGGAAUGUUGGAUGGAUUCUAAUUGUGUGCUAGUCUACGACACGUCUCCUACUUGCCAAAAGUAUAGCAUUGAAAUCAUCAAUACUGUUGAAAAGUUACCACCAAAUAGUGGUAAUCGGAGUGACGUUCAACGAGAUUCCACGAUAUAUGUAACUAACCAGUAUAUUCCAAUCAAUAUCACUUUAGAGAACAGCAUUUGGACGUUUACCCAAAGAAAUGCGGCAUUUGCCUGUCCUAAUUUAGCAACACCUAUCAGAAGAGGGAACAACAUUUGGUGCAUGGUGGCGAUGGCCACUGGUAAUUGUAUCAAUCGGACACAAGCCGAAGCAUCUUGCGUGUCGAUGUACAACAGAUCAGUAGCCGGAGUUGCAAAUAAAGAGGAAUACGAAUUUCUGAAAAAUGCUGCAAUGAACCAUUUGACGAAUCCAUCAGACUAUACAGUACCUCCUGGAUAUACUCGUCUCGGAUUUUGGAUUGACGGAAUCAGAAAAACAGAAUGUAAAUACCCCUCGACAAUAGGAGUGUCUUGCAAUGGAACUAAUGAAUUCUACUAUAAUGAUUCAUUUGCACAAACCCCUGCUCUUGAUUGGAACACAGGACAACCUGAUGGGCUGUCAAAAAGAACUAAUGACGAUUGUGUUGCAUUAUUGGUGCAAACAGGAAAGUCUGGAAUUGAAGAUAUCGGCUGUGAAGUGAAGGAGAUAACUGAAAGUAAGCUCUGUAUGGUUGGAUAUUUUUGUGGAAAAUCAAUUGGACAAGAUACAUGGGAACUGAACUGA